This is a messenger RNA of Oncorhynchus keta (chum salmon), 5464 nucleotides long. RefSeq names its product XK-related protein 7-like. The coding region runs from base 2197 to 3972 and encodes 591 amino acids. Gene Ontology annotation, cellular component: plasma membrane. Lineage: Eukaryota; Metazoa; Chordata; Actinopteri; Salmoniformes; Salmonidae. Gene Ontology annotation, biological process: phosphatidylserine exposure on apoptotic cell surface; engulfment of apoptotic cell; apoptotic process involved in development. The transcript has 5 exons. The record is from RefSeq and is a predicted model, not a curated record.
CAGCGUAGUGGGUUUCUAAUGAAAUAGGCCUGAAAAGGUCCUGAUUCCUAGAGUAUGCCAAAGAUUUAAGUUGGCAUCACUCAGGGCUUUUGGCAAGUCUGGGUUGCAUACUAUAGGCGAGUGAGAACAUAUUUGGGAGGAAAUGGGAUGGGCACUUCUAAUGUACAGUGCCUUGCGAAAGUAUUCGGCCACCUUGAACUUUGCGACCUUUUGACACAUUUCAGGCUUCAAACAUAAAGAUAUAAAACUGUGUUUUUUUGUGAAGAAUCAACAACAAGUGGGACACAAUCAUGAAGUGGAAUGACAUUUAUUGGAUAUUUCAAACUUUUUUAACAAAUCAAAAACUGAAAAAUUGGGCCCCUGAAACACCCUUGGGAUCACGGCCAGGGUUAAAUGCCUUGCUCAAUGCAGAAGUUUCACCUCGUUGGCUCGGGGAUUCGAAGUAACAACCUUUGGGUUACUGGACUAAUGCUCUAACGGAGAGGCUAUCUGUCCCCAUCUUUAUCCGUUGCAAAUGCAAUAUGUCACGGUAACGUCUCUGUGGUGACGAGAGAAAACAGAACGAAUCUCAUAGAAUUAGAACGAGACAAUUCGUUCUACUUCCAUAGAGUCGGCCCUCAGCCUAACACUUAUCAACUUCCCGCGUGUCUGAAAUACAACAAUGUUUCCAACGUUAGUAAUGCGCUAACUGCUGUCCCCAAUUGUCACAGUUCAUCCUCCAUCUAAUUCAUGCCUAUUAUUCAUGAUUAGACGUUCCUUUUAAUUAAACUUCAAAUGGCUUAAAAGCCAAAAGAUUAUCUUAGAAAAUGACCGACGCACCAGCCAAGCCCCAUACCGUCGUCUGCAGGAAUUGGAGAAAUGCUACAGCAGCGGAACUUCGUGAGAUGUGCCCACAGCAAAAGGCCCGUUAUUUGGCUUAUGAGGAACCACCUAAGGAGGCGCAGGGUGUGAUGGCUGUAGCGCGGCAGAGGGUGUGUGCCAGGCUGACAGAGUGGAAAGACAGACAGGCCAAUGUGAAUGUUGCGCAACAGUCAGAAAGAGCUAACACAAUAAUCGGUCAACUGAAGGCUGCAGAGGCGCGCAACAGGGUUCGCCUUAUGAGGCUGCGUCACCAGAACAUCAGGACCCAAGAUAUAAGUCUGAUGAUCGCCUGUCAGCCCACUGCUCAGAGGGCUGUACGGCUGGAGCUUUUACUGCCACAAGAAGAGACAGGACUCAAUGUUCCGGAUCCUUUUGACAAACUCCAGAGGAAGAGGGUUGAGCAGCUACUGGAUAAGAGCUGGGGAACUCUGGAAAGAAGGUGGUGAUGGGAUGACAAUCGGAGAUUAACAUGCUCUCUUAAUAAAAAAUACCCACACUGAGCCUGCCCAAGCUAAUCAACUUCAUUGUUCUGUCUUGCUUUGUCUCAUACAUCCUCUCUGCAUUUUUUUUAUACAACAAUCUUAGCCCUACUGAUUAACUUUGUAGAUUUUUUACAACUCUGCUUCACAUUUUCACCAGUAGGUGUCAGUAUAAUAAGAGACUGUACCAGGAUCCAUAGGCGCCUGCUUUUUGAUAGCCCUAUGUCACAUCAUCAUAUGAAGACAUUUUAAAAGUACAGUAUCUUUGUGGCACAUGGAUCAUGUAGGCCUAAAUUACACCGAGGAGGAACCAGCUUUUUUUAUAGCAAAUUACCAGUAGGAAACAAAGGACCGAAUAUACUUGUAAAUUGACUUAAUAUAUUUUAGCAGGAAAGAUAUUAUAUUUCAGAUACAUAUCCCAGUCAUAUUUGUAUGUAUUUUUCCCAAGGGAAAUGUUCAAACAAAAAAAUAAAAACGCACACAUACACGUACUACAUAUAUACACACAGCAACAACACAGCCUCCAUAUAAUUCAUUUCAUAAUAAAUUAUAGUAAAUUGACAUUUUAACAUCUGAUAUGUGUUCUCAUAACGCCCAUCUCAGUAUUGUUCGGUUCGGCACUGAUGGAACGUCCAACUGUUUCGUCAUGGGCCCCCUGCCAGUGCAAAUGCAGUAUUUAAUAAAACCGCCCAAUCAUUAAUCUUAUGAUCGUGCUUGCUAAAAUUUCACACUUAAUUUUCGUUAUAUGGUAGAGCUAAAUCAAUCAAAUUUUUGUCAGGAUUUUAAAAAUUAAAUAUCGUUUUCGCCUUCUCACCUCCAUUCGCCUUUUAUUCCUCCCUUCCUUUCUCCCCCACACAUGCAUGCAUUCACACACAUACGCGACCCCCUCCUCCCUUCCAUAAUUUCCCCAUCUCCCUUACCCACUCUCUUCUCUACAACAAACAUGGCCGCUAAAUCUGAUGGUGCACCCGUCUCGUUGCAAAAUGACAUCCUGCCCGAGGGUCUGCCCGGUUCAGAUCAACGUUCGCCUCAGUGCCACCCUGAUAGGAAGCGCUACUCACUCCACGAUUGCAGCUGGACGCUAUGUGCCCUUUUGGUGUUCUUUUCGGACGGGGCCUCAGACCUGUGGCUGGCAGCGGAUUACUACCUCAGCCGGAACUACUGGUGGUUUGCAUUGACACUGGUCUUCGUGAUCGUCCCAUCUGUGGUGGUUCAGGUGCUGAGUUUUAGGUGGUUCGCCUAUGAUUAUUCGGAUAACAACGACAGUAGCACAGCCGCAGCAGCGGUCGCAGCAUCGUGCGCCGAGAGCCAUUUCACCACCAAGGACAGCGAUCAAACGGGCGCUGGCCGCGAUGCUGAGUUCGGGAAAUUGCCUACGACGGGCACUAUGGGAGGAGCCCGGGGUUGCUGCAGAGCCUGUAUGUGGCUCUUUCAAUGCUUCAUCCAUAUAUUUCAGCUAGCACAGGUCUGGAGGUAUGUCCAUGCCCUGUACUUGGGGGUGCAGAGUCGCUGGCGUGGGGACCACGAGAGACGUCACUUCUACUGGCGCAUGAUGUUUGAGAGUGCUGACAUCAGCAUGCUGCGUCUGUUGGAGUCGUUCCUGAAGAGCGCCCCCCAGCUGGUCCUGCAGCUAAGCAUCAUGGUCCAGGCCAGCCAGGUCCUCCCGUUGCAGGGCCUCUCAGCCUCUGCCUCGCUGGUGUCCCUGUCCUGGAUGAUCGCCUCAUACCAGAAGGUUCUAAGGGACUCCCGGGACGAUAAGCUGCCCAUGUCCUACAAGGCCGUCAGUGUGCAAAUCCUGUGGCACCUGUUUACCAUCGGAGCCCGUACGAUGGCCUUCGCCCUGUUUGCCUCCGUAUUCCAGCUCUACUUCGGUAUCUUCAUCGUGGCCCAUUGGUGCAUCAUGACAUUCUGGAUCAUUCAAGGCGAAACAGACUUCUGCAUGUCCAAAUGGGAGGAGGUCAUCUAUAACAUGAUGGUCGGCAUAGUGUAUGUUUUCUGUUGGUUCAGCGUGAGGGAGGGGCGCACACGCUGCCGUAUGCUCAUCUACAGUGUGGUUGUAUUCAUUGAGAAUGUGGCACUCACCACAUUCUGGUAUGUGUACCGUGGCCCACAUACCUCUGACUUCAGUGCCCUGAUCAUAGUGUGUAUGGUGGCCAGUAGCUAUGCUCUGGGCACCUUCUUUAUGUUAGUCUACUACUGCCUGCUGCACCCUGACGGUCCUAUCUCAGGGUGGUUAUGGGGGGUACCAGAGGAGAUAGCAGUGGAGUCCUGCCUUUCCCCAGCUUCCUCUCUUCCUCCAGAUGUAGUAGCGAGCCCCCCCAGGACUCUGCAGAGGACUAAAGGGGGAGACCGUGAGCAGAUGGGAGGGGCUAAUGCAGAUGUGUUUCUGGUACGAACACUUAAAAGAGGAGCCAAGCCAAAUCUCCCACCCCUCAUCCCUAGGACAGAAGGGCCAGUCAUCCGUAUAGACUUGCCAAGGAAGAAGUACCCUGCCUGGGAUGCCCACUUCAUCGACCGCCGUCUGCGCAAAACCAUUCUGGUGCUCGAGGCUGCUGCUCCGGUCACACCAAGGAUCCAGUACCGCUGUCUGGGCUCAGCCACAGAGGUGAUGGAGUAUGAGACCACAGUGUGAACCGCUUAGAGUACAGUUACUCAACUGGCUAUCAUCCAGCCGGCAAAGCCCCACAGUGGCACACAGCUAACUAACUCUCUCUGAGGAUCAGUUCUGCUCUAGUCCCGCUCUGUGCUGUAAAGCAUCAAGAAUACACUGGCUGGGAGAGGGGGAGUGCGUGGAAAGGGUUUCACAUCAAAUGUCUGGGAUAGAAAGACGAUGUCUGAUGUGGCCUAAGUAGGUGACCACGUGAGGUUUGUAUUUUGGUGCCGUGUCAGUAUAAUUUCUCCGGUUAGGGGGAUGGUACAGGGAGAGUUAUGGGCCAAGGGUCAGAGAUCAGUGAAAGUGCAGAGGGACACAGAAAGAGGAGCUGGAUAGCUGUCAAUCAGAGGGAAACCAUCCUCAAUGAACUUGCUCCAAAAUAAUGUCCUCUCAAGCCAAGGCAAAUACCAUCAGAGACAAUACCUAAACAUUUAUGAAUACCUAUGACAAUACCUCUGUUAAUUUAUUAUGAUUAUACACCAUAACAGUAGAUAUGUCACAUGGUUAAUACAUACCCGUCUAAGUGAGCUACUGGAACAGGACAUUUUGACUGCUGUGUGUGAUUUGUCAUAGCUAUUUAUGCAUGUUGAAGUAAUCUCAAAGCCUUAAUAAGUGGUCUAAAAUCCAUAGAACAAUUUCUAAAGAGAAGAGAAAUUGAGAAGAUGUAUUGGGAUGAAUGUUCAAUACACUUUGUUGUCAUACAGUUAGUGUGGUAUUAUGACAACAUUUGUGUAGUAUAAUAAACAUGAGGCUGGAUACUGAAUGUGCAGGAUUGCAGUACCAUGGAUUGCUGUAUUUUGUCUAACUUGUCUGGACUCUGGUUGCCCUGUAGAAAAUAGUUUAGAUAUCUUUCAAUCUUCAUGAUGAUGAUACAGUGUGUGCUUCGUGUGUAUCUAGGUGGUCAUUGCUCCAUAAAGAAAUGUUCUGUCUAACACUAAAAAUGGAGUGCAUUGUAUCAACUUUAAAUCCAGAAGAACAAGACAGAAACCUUGUGGCUAAGAAGUGGAAACAAGGUUGAAACUGGGAGCAUUUGUAUAUGAGGUGUAUGCGUGCGCGUGUUCGUGCACAUUUGUAUGUUGUACAUUGGGGUUCAUAUGAUAUUGUGUUGUAGAAAGAUUAAGCUUUAGUUCUUAAAUGCUGUCCAGGUAACUCAAUUAUCCCGCUAGCACUAAGAUGAAUACAUUAUCUCCACACAGAACCAUCAACACAGCCACAGAACUAUGAAGCCACGGCUCCACGUUGGUGCUACCUGUUGAGUCUGUUUAUAAACACCACAACUUACCUUAUACAGUGGACUGGAUUCAUCCAUCAAACCAUUCUGGUUUGGGUGGGCUGUACCUCAAAUACACAUACCAGAAUGAAAGCCUUAAACUGGUCAAGCCAGACCUGUUGCUGGUGACUGCAGAAAAAAAGAACAGAGACUUUCAUUAUGUUGUUGUUUGGAAAAUAAAAGAGCAAUGUGUUUACCUUC